Molecule: messenger RNA, 1587 nt
Organism: Parastagonospora nodorum SN15
Lineage: Eukaryota; Fungi; Ascomycota; Dothideomycetes; Pleosporales; Phaeosphaeriaceae
Exons: 4
Coding region: 1-1587 (528 amino acids)
Molecular function (GO): protein binding
Source: RefSeq, a predicted model, not a curated record
AUGCCAGUCCUCAGGCGAUGUCUGAUGGCUAAGGAACUGUGGUACCACACUGCCAUCCCGUCUACUCUUUUAGAGGAUUCGAAACCCGAACCCGCCAAAGACAACAGGUCUCACAUGGUCAUCGCUGGACUAUUCCUGCCAUCAGCCUCUUUUACCGUUCACAUGGCUACCCUAUGGAUCUUACCUCCUGAGCUCCUCGAGAUGAUACUUCACCUUAUGGGAAGCAUCGACGAUGUACACAACAUGGGCCGAACGUGCAAGAAGACCUACGACAUCCUUCAGCGGCCGACCAGAUACGUCAAAAUUAUGAGAUCGGUCAUCGGAUGUGCCCCACAGCACAGUCUAUUGCCAGCGACCCAACUCAGUCCGUUCGGUUACGAUUGGAACAAGUGGGAAAGUGCUCUGACCACGGCGACAAGAGCUGCCACAUGUGACGAUGUGUGUUGUUCUGACUGCCUCCCGGAUUUCAUCGUCUAUGACAUAUUAGCUCGAUAUCAAGGAUUACGAGUGCUCGAGAACCUCUGGUUGGAACUACAAGUGAAUGCAAACGACUAUUUCUCGAUAGAUGAGAGCUCCGAUGCGAGUGCACUCUCGCUUACGCACGGAUAUCAAGUUGUAAUCAAUCGCAACGAGUUGUACCGGGAUGGAGAAUUACCCACACGGAAACGUGCAACCCCAGAGACGGCAGGUUAUAUGACCCUGAAUUCAGAUCAACGGGCACGCUUUUAUUCAGCAGUCAUUUGUGUCUGGUUGUUCAACGAAGUCCGCUGGGUACUUGCCAAUUUCCAGUAUCCCGGACGCCUCGACCUCCAGAUCCAUGUGCUGGAGACUUGCAAAGAACAUAUAUUCGAACGAAACAGCGAGCCUCUAAUGGAUGAGCUAGAUCAGCACGCUGUGUUUCGCUUUAUGUAUCACCACCUGUUGCCUGUCUACGGCCUAUCGCUCGCAGAACAGGAUAUUUCCAAGUUACCGUUCACUUUCUCGUCGGACUUCAGCAAAGAUCAAGGCUUCACCGCUAGGCUACUCCAGCUCUUCUUUGCAGCAGGACAGACCUACUAUCAGCCGCCUGACCUUAUCGACCUCGUUGUACGCUACAACGCAUCUCACAGGCCGGCUUAUCCACGCGUAGCUUUUCCCACAAGUACGCAAGUUUGGCAACACCCCUCACAAGCUUUCGCCUUCCCUUCCAACCCGGACCUUGACUUAUUUGACGACAACUAUAAGCAACUUGUUCUACGGGCUUCACUGACGCACCUGAACUUGAUCGCUCGCGCCUCUUUCCACCAAACCAGCCAAAUUAGGUCGCCACUUAUCACUGCACCCACGUCAACCGACGCAUAUACAAUACGUGACCACGCUAGCGACUUUUUCUUCGACCGAGUCACGGUAGCAUUUGAGAAAUUUGAGAGCCGCGAUUCACAAUUGCUGAGCAUUCGUGAGGUGUUCCCAAGGAAAUGGGAAGAUGCACUGUGGAGUGUCUGGUGGUGGGCCAAUAGCGAAGACAAGGCUAGAGCCAAGAUGGAGAGAUGGAGGGAAGUGCCAGUGGAAGGGUUGUAUACGACUGGAGUGGCAACGGCGACAGUUUGA